Molecule: messenger RNA, 4526 nt
Organism: Lethenteron reissneri (Far Eastern brook lamprey)
Lineage: Eukaryota; Metazoa; Chordata; Hyperoartia; Petromyzontiformes; Petromyzontidae
Product: DEP domain-containing protein 1A-like
Biological process (GO): intracellular signal transduction
Source: RefSeq, a predicted model, not a curated record
GCGGCAGCGGCAGAGGCGCCUCUGAGGGAGAGACCGAGGCGACGUUUCGCGCGAGGGAGCGAACGAAGGAAGGAAGAAGUUUAACAACAACAACAACAGCAACAACACAAGUUCGCCAUGCUUUGAAACAUCCUCCGUCGGGCUGUGAAACAAAAAAGACGGAACUAACAGAGGGUCAUGGAUAAAACGUCGUACAUCGCGGGCCCCUACAGAGCUACUAAACUCUGGAAUGAGGUGACUUCGCAGUUCCGCGCGUCGGUGCCGCUACGUAGGCACCGCGCUGGCCUGCGUUCGCACGCUCGCUGCUUCACGGCGGCGGAGGCGUGCGACAGCCUCCUGUCCGUGCUGCGCGCGCACGCCGCCUUCGGGCACCGCGUCGGGCGCCCGCAGGCAGCCGCGCUGCUGCGCAAGCUGCUCAAGAACCACGUCAUUGAGGACGUGAAGGGACGCUGGGGCUCGGAGGACGUCCACGCCGACGACGGGCGGCUCUACCGGUUCCCGCCCGAGUCGCCGCUCAAGGCGGCGGCCGCUUGCCGGCGCUCUCCCCGCGGUCACCGCCCUCGGGGCUCCCUGGACGGCGCUCGGCAGGAGAAGCGACGGGACGUGGAGGACGAUCGCCGCCACGACAACGACGACGACGACAAGGACGAGGAGGAGGAGGGUCUGUCUCCGCGCCGGCGGCCCCGGCUCGCAUCCGCCCCCUGCCAGAGCUCCGGCGGCUCGGGCCGGCGCAGGAUCACGCGGGCCGCGGGAAUCACCGGACCUCCGCCCCGGUUCCUGCUGCAGUCGGCGGACUGGCGGAAGCGGCACAGCGUCGCCAUCGCCGACGGCGUCGCGGGCCUCGAGUCCGCCGAGGCGGCGGCGGCGGUGGCGGCGGCGGGGACGGCCGCCACCUUUGCCCCCGGCUCGCGUCACAGCGUGGCCGCCCCCGAGCGGGAAGCCGAGCUGCAUCGGCGCAGGGGCACCGAUAGGAGCGGCGGCGGCGCCGUGGUGGGGGCGGCGUUGUGGCCGGCGGCAACAGCACCGGCGGUCUGCGCCGAGGAUGAGUACAAGCGGGACGCGCUGGAGCGGCUGCGGGCGCUGCUGGCGCUGCGCUCCCUCGAGGGGCUGCUGGACCCGACGCUGGUGCACGGGCGCCACCUCGUGCACAACCUGCGCAGCGUGAACCGCCACGGGGUGGUGGUGCUCGCCGACGGCUCCGAAGACCUUCCCAGCUGGGUGCUGUCCGCCAUGAAGUGCCUGGCCACGUGGCCGGCCGGCGAUGCCCCGGGCCCGUCGUACCCGGGCUUCGAGCGCGACGUCUUCCGCACGGUGGCCGACUACUUCCUCGCCCUGCCCGAGCCGCUGCUGGCGUUCCCCCUGUACGGCGUCGUCGCCUACGCCCUCUCGCUCACCUCUUCCUCCUCGUCGUCCUCCUCUUCCUCCUCGUCGUCGUCGUCGCUGACGUCAUCGUCAACGUCGUCGUCGACCCGAGCUUCGUGUUCGCAACCUUCGUCCGCAUCGAGGCCGCCGCCGCCCUCUUACCCUUCGUCGUCUUCGUCCGAGCCUCCUCCUCCGAUGGCGACGACGGCGUCACGGCGGCCGCCACCGCCGCCGACGAUUUUCUCUAGGGCGGCGGCGUCGGCGUGCCCGGCAAAUCCGCCGGCUUCCUCGUCGGCGGCGAACCCGUGGGCGCCGAAGCCCCCUCGGUCGUCGUCGCAGCCCCCGUCGUCGAGAAGUUGCUCGGCGGCGUCAUCGGCGGCUCCUCCUCCGUCGCCGCACCUGCCGCCGCAGCCGCCGCAGCGGACGCUCCCCUCGUUCGCGUCCACCGAGAGCCUCAUCCUGGACAUGUCGCGGUGCCUCGCGUCUCCCGGAGAUGAGGGCUCGGAGGGCGACCGUCGCGACGACGACGACGACGACGAUGACGGGGACGCCGGAGAUGAUGCGGCGAGCUUCCGGGGCAACGGGCUGUACCGCGUGGCCGGCGCCGCCAACCUCAACUCUUCGCUGGAGACGGAGCCGCAGUUCCAGCGCUCGCGCAGCGUGCGCUACAACGCCGGCAGGGGGGGCGGCGGUGGUGGUGCUGGUGGUGGUCUUGGUGGUGGUGCUGGUGGUCUUGGUGGUGGUGGUGGUGCUGGUGGUGGUCUUGGUGGUGGUGCUGGAGGUGGUCUUGCUGGUGGUGUUGGUGGUGUGAGACGCUCGCCGCGCUCGCAGGAGAACGCCGAUCCCAACGCGGGGAACGCGGAAGGUGGCGGCGGCCGCGGGACCACCGCUCUGGCGGACGUCGACACGCGCGUCGCUCUGGCUCUGCAGCUCUGCUGCGCCCUGCUGCCGCCAUUGUCGCGGCGCCGCCUGCAGCUGCUGGUGCGCGUGGUGGUGCGCGUGGCUCACAAUGACCAGCUGCCCCCGCUGCAGCCGCCGAUGGACAACCGCAGCCUGAUGCUGGAGAGCCUGUGGCGCUGCGUGCUGCGACCCCGCGACCCCUCGCGUCUCGACGAGGUUCUGUGUCGCCGCGCCCUCGACUUCAUCGCGCGGAACCACGCGCUGGUGCUGCGGCCGCCCGUGCACCUCCUUGCCGGCCCCCAGCCCCGCGCCGCCCCCGAUCCGGGCCGCGAGCCCCAGCUCCAGCCCAGCCACUGGUUCUGCCGCCAGAUCAGCGUGAGCGAGUUCCGCGCUCAGGGGCAGAGCGAGUCGCGGGCCGCCCUCGUCGCGCUGCUCGACGGCCUCGUGGACGACGGGCGAAUGAGCCAGCGGGAGAAGCAACGCAAGAUCAAGCAGUUCCGCAAGGCGUACCCGGACGUCUACAGAAGCCGUUUCCCCGACGCCGCUGGCUGCUCCCCGGCGCCACCGCCGAGGGCUCCACGCCGGCCUCCUCUGCUCUCCCUCAAGGGGGCCCUUCCCAACCCCUUCAACCGCGUGCGCUUCUGAGCCCCCCCCCCCAACCACCCCCUCCACUCUUCCCGCCACCACCACCCACCGCCACCGAGUGCCCCGCCAAAGCAGCACGCGCCUACGUGAAGAGCGUGGUGGUGGUGGCGGCGGUGGUGGUGGUGGUAUUGGGCAGGGGCGAGGCGUCAACGACAAGCAAGCGGAGACAAGAGACUGGCUCCCGCCACGGGAAUGUGGAAUUUCCGCCGCUGGCUCGGGGCUGCCGCCCGACGGACUGUGGCCGCCGCCGCCGCAGAAACUUUGGAAUUGUAUUUGUUGCCCCUGCGGGGUUAUUUUUCGGGGAUACAGGGAGGCAACGAAAGGGAUUGCAGGCAGCCUGUUGGGGAGUGGAAUGGGGGGCCGGGGGGGGGAGGGUUUGUGGGGUGCGGCUGGGUCUGUAUCCCCCCUCCCCCCAGCUCCCACAAUUCAAUGCAGUAACUCACAGGAGUUUGCUUCCCCCGUAACUUAAUCCUUCCCUCCCAAGUUGCCGUGGUUAUCGGUGCUGCCGUAUUGACUGUUACGUACGCGUUGGGCUCGGUGGUUAGAACUCACCGGACUCGCAAUGUCGCCACAGUGGUUAGGAGAUGUUAACUCCCUCGCCCGGUGUGCAGGAGGUCGUGGGUUCGAUCCCGACCCUGACGCCUGCUGCUGCUGUAUACUUGGAAUUUGCGUGUCUCUCAUCAUCAUCAUCAUCAUCACGGUGGCUAGGAGAUGUUAACUCCCUCGCCCGGUGUGCAGGAGGUCGUGGGUUCGAUCCCGACCCUGACGCCUGCUGCUGCUGUAUAUUUGGAGUUUGCGUGUCUCUCAUCAUCAUCAUCACGGUGGGUAGGAGAUGUUAACUCCCUCGCCCAGUGUGCAGGAGGUCGUGGGUUCGACCCUGAUGCCUGCUGCUGUAUAUUUGGAGUUUGCGUAUCUCUCUCUCUCCCCGUGGUCGCGUGGAUUUUUCUCCGGGUCCUCCGCUUUUCCCCCCCUCCACAUUUAGAAUCGACGUGCGUUUGGAGUACUCGCGUGCCAUCAAUUUCCACGCGACGGUGAUGGGCCACUUUUUGUUGAGCCUAUCAUUUGCGGUGCCCAGGUCGCUUCUGAAAAAGAGCGACGUCGCAACUCGUAAAAUUUGUUUUAAAAGAAGGCAGGGGCAGAGGUCGCAAACGGGUUUUGAUUCCUUACCCGUACCCGGCCGCACCAGGGUCGCAAACGGGUACCCGUACCUGUAUCCGUACCCUACCCAUACCCGGCUGGGUACGGGUAGGGUACGGGUAUCGGGUACCUGAUUGCGACCUCUGGGAUGAAGCCAUGUUGCAGGCGUGGGUGGGUUGAUUCUAGGAACUUGAAUUGUGAGAAGAGACAAGACGUUGGGAAAUGAGUGACACACGGUGACUCACCAGUGACUCACGGUCUACCCGUACCCAGCCGCACCAGGGUCGCAAACGGGUACCCGUACACCCGUACCCGGCCGGGUACGGUUAAUCGGCUAUCGGGUAGGGUACGGGUAUCGGGUACCCGGUUGGGACCUCUGUGGCAGGGGCAGUGCAAAGGUGCCGAGGAAUGUGUGACCGUAGCAGAGGUCACGUCGGGGUCACGAAAGGGCAGGGGGGGGGAGGUACGGGAAGGAGUGAAAG